GUUUUGUUGUCGAUGUUUGUUGAAUACUUUAGUCCUUUUAUUUAAAUAUAAAUAACAUCCAAUAACAAUGAGCAAGUGCGCUGUGAGUGGAUGUAAAUCUGAACACAAUCCUUUUAAUAGCAGUGUAACAUUUCACCGGGUUACACGAAACAAGAAGUAUUUGCCUCUGUGGGAAAGAGUCGUAAGAAUAAAAUCGAAAUCCAUCCAUGCCAAGAUUUGCAGCCUGCAUUUCAAGGAGAAGGAUUUUGUCAAAGGCAGAGGGGGCAGAGUCCUCAGACCAGGUGCUGUGCCGUCUAUUAAUAUUGUUGAAAAGGACAGCUCAACAGAUGAUGAUGAUGACAACGAAAAGUUGUCUUUGCUGAAGAAUGCACUUUCAAGAAGCAAGAGAGAUUUUUUUACUGCAAGUGCGGAGAAACCAACUCGGUCAGAUUAUGAACAAUAUGUUCCGAAUCCUAAUUUACCUCGGAAUUUCCAAAUGGUGGUGCCAUGCACAUGUUGCAAUUCUGUCCAGUCUUCACACUCCCUUCCAAAACAAACUAGCAACAUGGGAGUACAGACCAAACUGAAGACCAACAAGGAAAUAUCACUACAAGCUAGAGUGAAACUUCUCGAGUUGAGACUCAGAAGGAGGGAUGCCAAGAUCAGCUACAUGCAAACAGUUUUAAACAUGAUCAAGAAACACACUAAAGGUACAGAUAUGGAGUACAAGUUAUGUUGUGAAUUACAGAACAUUUCUGAGUUUACGGAGACAAUUGAUGAUCACAAAGGUAAAAGAGAAAAUAAUAAAAGUAAAACUAGAAAUGGUAUAGUUGAAAGUCCUGUUAGUGAAAUAUCAAGUGGGGAUGAAGAUGCCUGCACAGUUUUUGAAGUGGUACAUAGUCCUAAUCUGAAAAUUUACAAUGGUUUUAGUUGAAGUCUGCAGCUGUGUUACUUAUUGUUUGUGCUACAAAGCUAUUAUGGCUACAUAAUUCUACUUCAGGCAGUUAAAAAAUUUUUUUGAACAUAAAUGCAAAAUAGUGAAACUUUCUAAAAUUGUCAAUAUGAUCAGUUUUGCAGUUAGCUGCAGUUAGCACCAUGUCAUGGUACGGACAAGAAAUUAUUAUUUUGUGAAAUUUUAUGCUGUUCCAUUUUUAACAUAGGAAAAUGUACUAAGCCAAUUUUGAAUAAAGAGACUGGUUAUUAUUACUUACUUUUUUAUUGAUAAGUAAUAGUCAGCAAAACUUAGUAGCUCAGUUCUUUAUUGUAGAUAUGAAAAAUAGAUUACAAGAAGCUUACAUUGGCAAAUGUAUCUGGUCUCUUCACGUUUUGGCACUGCAAUGUCCGUGAUGAGUUAGCUUGGCCUCUGUACUUUUAUCCCAAUUUUAAAUUGAAUUUAAGUGUCCAAAUGUAAUGGAUACAUCAUUUAUCUCCUUUCUCGAGCAUUUAUAUUACUGCCUAGAGUUGCGAUCUCUUUUAUAUUCCAUUACACAUGCAUAAAAUACAGUCGCAAGAACUAUAUCUCUAAAUAAGGCAGGGCUUAUUCCAAAGUAGGUUUUCUUUUUAUUCUUCAUGCCGAAAUGUGGUUUGUUAGGGUUAUUAUUUGCACAUGUGCUGGUUCAGUUCAGCGUUAAAUCCAUGGCUAUUAAGGCGUGUGAUAUUCAGCUUUUCAAGAAAACAGCUUCUUUAGAUGUAUGUCUUGCAAGCGAAGUGACACAGUACAGAAGUUCUAGGUAAUUUAAGAUUGAUCAGGAAUUAAAUAGUAAGCCAUGCUUGAGGUAGUCCAAGGGGAUUCAGAACAACUUAGUUUAUUUUUUUAAAUUAAAUUUAUUCUUCUCAUAUUAUAUAUCUACAAUCUUAUUAUAUUUCAUUCUUCUUAUAUAUCCACAAUCGCGCUCAAUGUUAUUUAGCUAUUUUCCUGUAGGUAUAGUAAAAAUUUCAGUGGUUACGAGUAUGUUAUGUCAUGGUUAUGUUUAUCUAAAAUUACAUGUCAUGUUAACUACAUGUCAAGAAGUCAAGAAGAGGAGUUAUCAAAAGUCAUAGACUAAGGACUAGGUAUUCUAUUCUGUCAAAAUCCAUAUAUACUAAUUAUAAAUGGGAAAGUGUGUGUGUCUGUUUGUUUGUCCGUCUUUCACGGCAAAACGGAGCGACGAAUCGACGUCAUAUUUUGGGUGGAGUUAGUUGAAGGGAUGGAGAGUGACAUAGACUACUUUUUGUCUCUUUCUAACGCGUGCGAAGCCGCGGGCAAAAGCCAGUAAAAGAGACGGCGAUAUUGAUUGCUCACCGCUGGGCGAGUAACUAUAAACAUCGCCGUGUCUCUUUUAUUAACGCGGAAGUGAUUAUCUUCUGUUCGUUUUUAUAGCCGAUAGCUCAUAGUUUACUAGCUCGCGGUGGGACCAGUGCCUAAUAGAAAAAAAAUAUCAGGAUUUGUGUUCCAAUAAUGAUUCUCCACAGAAAAUUUUUAGAAUUCUGCACCACGCAGAGGAUCUAGUUACCUAUAGAAUCCUUUGCUUCGUUUAGGAUUCAAUG
Leguminivora glycinivorella is the source of this 2505-nucleotide messenger RNA. RefSeq lists its product as uncharacterized. NCBI's taxonomy places the organism in Eukaryota, Metazoa, Arthropoda, Insecta, Lepidoptera, Tortricidae. The record is from RefSeq and is a predicted model, not a curated record. The transcript has 4 exons. The coding region runs from base 68 to 913 and encodes 281 amino acids.